CGCAUGUAGUACCAGUGUACUUCUCAGUAAUAAACCAUUACCAUACCAUCGGAUAAUUUAACCAAUUUCAAUCUGUAUACUGAUUGUCGGUUAAGACCGCACCCGGCGCCUUUUAGUCGACAAUAUCAUUUAUACAUAACUACUUGUUCGGUAACGUUUAGGUCAAUUCUUAAGUUCGUUAAUUUUUAGUCAAACCGAUAAUGUACGAAAAUAUUUAUUGAGAAGUAUUUUUAUCAUCAAGAAUAUUUAAUUAUACAUUUCUAUUAUUAAUGUCGCAUUUAAAUGAGUUUCAUUUUAGAUAUUUUUAAUUUGUUAUUAACUUAUUGUACCGAAUAAAAUUUUAUUGUCGAGAGUGAUUAACGAAUUUUUAUAUUUUAAAAGUUCACUCAAGAAAUUUUUAUAGACUCAACAUGGAUGCUGGUUUUAAAAAGGAGCGUCCUCCUCAUCCAAGAUCUAAAGCUAACUUUCUCGAAGUUUUAACCUUCAGUUGGACAUUAAAUUUGUUCAAUGAAGGCAAAAAAAGAGAUUUGGAAGUUGAAGAUUUAUACAAAACUUUAGAUGUACAUAAAUCUGCAUAUCUGGGAAAUAAAUUAGACAAGGUUUGGCUGAUAGAAUUAGCGAAUGCAAAAUUAAAAAAUCGUAAACCUAGUUUAUUAAGAGCUUUAGCCAGUAUGUUUGGAGUUCGAUUGCUAUUUCUAGGUAUCUUUCUUGCAAUUGUAGAAAUCGGAAUGAGAAUGGUUCAUCCAAUAUUCAUCGGAGGACUGUUAGCAUAUUUUAGACCAUACAAUUACGGGAACACUGAUGUAAGAAUUACAUUAUACUACGCUGCUGGUUUGGUAGUAUGCAUGUUUUUUACUGUUAUGACAUAUCAUUCAAUUCAAAUUGAGAUUAUUCAUACUGGGAUGAAGAUGCGUGUGGCAUGUUGUGCAUCGGUUUAUUACAAGGCACUUCGCUUAAGUAAAACUGCUCUUGGAGAAACAACAGUUGGUCAAGUUGUUAAUUUACUAUCAAAUGACGUGAAUCGUUUUGACAUAGCAAUCAUAUUUAUUCAUUACUUAUGGAUUGGACCACUACAAACUAUUCUUGUAUUAUACUUCCUUUGGCAAGAAGUUGGCCCAUCUUCAGUUGUUGGUGUUGCUAUACUAUUAUUGUUUAUUCCAUUACAAGGUUGGUUGGGUAAAAAGACAUCUGAAUUCCGUAUGAAGACAGCCAUAAGAACAGAUGAACGUGUACGCCUGAUGAAUGAAAUUAUAAGUGGUAUACAAGUAAUAAAAAUGUACACAUGGGAAAAGCCUUUUGCGUACCUGGUUCAAUAUGCAAGGAAGAAGGAAGUACAACAAAUAAAAGGGGCUUCAUUUAUCAGAGCCAUACUCCUCUCAUUUAUGGUAUUUCAUACUAGAAUAGCUCUCUUUGCCAGUAUACUUAGUUAUGUAAUACUUGGAAAUUAUAUUGAUGCUCAAAAAGUGUUUGUAAUAACAUCAUACUACAAUAUAUUAAGAACAACCAUGACAGUCUUCUUUCCACAAGGAAUUGGUCAAGUAGCUGAAGUUUUGAUUUCAGUAAAACGCCUUCAGAAUUUUCUAAUGUAUGAAGAAAAAAAUAAUCAAGUAGCUAAUCUAUCAAAAGCUAACAAAGCAGCAUCAAAUGGAGCUCGAAAACCUAUUGUUGUAAAUGGAAAAAGUAAUGGAACACAACCUAGUACAAUGGAGUUAGGUAUUGUUAUAAGCAACGUUACAGCAAAAUGGACUGAUGCUCAAAUUGAAAAUUCUUUGGAAAAAAUUAAUUUGACCGUUGUACCUGGAAGAUUAGUUGCCAUAAUUGGUCCUGUUGGAUCAGGAAAAAGCUCUUUGUUUCAAGCAAUAUUACGAGAAUUGCCACUUUCUGAAGGAAAUAUAUCUGUAAAUGGUGUUAUGUCAUAUGCAUCUCAGGAGCCAUGGCUAUUUGCUGGUUCUGUACAACAAAAUAUUUUAUUUGGCUCACCUAUGAAUGAAGAACGAUAUAAAAAAGUAAUUAAAGUGUGUGCAUUAAAAAAAGAUUUUGAACAAUUUCCUUAUGGUGAUAGAACAAUUGUAGGCGAAAGAGGUGUAUCUCUUAGUGGCGGACAAAGAGCUAGAAUAAAUUUAGCUAGAGCUGUUUAUAAAGAAGCUGAUAUUUACUUGAUGGAUGAUCCAUUAUCAGCUGUUGAUACUCAUGUUGGAAAACAUUUAUUUGACAAGUGUAUUAAAGGGUUUUUAAAAGAAAAAACAUGUGUCCUAAUAACCCAUCAGCUACAAUACUUAAAUAGUGUUGAUCAGAUUAUAUUAAUGCAAAAUGGAAAUGUACUAAGAGAAGGAUCAUAUAAUGAUCUCUUAAACUCUGGUUUGGAUUUCACUAAUCUACUCCAUGCUUCUGAAACUUCUGUUGAAGCUGAAGUACUUACUGAUUGCAAAUCUGAUUCAACUAGCCGUUCAAAGAAUAGACAAAAUUCAAAUUUGUCACGACAAAUGUCUGUUCAAAGUGUUGCAUCAUCAGUAGAUGAUAGUAAAAAUAAAAAAGAAGAAGCUCAACCUAUUGAAGUAGAUGAGACUAGAUCAUAUGGAAAUGUGUCUUUAGAUAUCUACUCAUCAUAUUUUUCAGCUGGCGGAAGUUGUCUAAAAGUUACGUUUUUACUUUCAAUGUGUGUGUUAACACAAAUUUUAGCUUCUGGUGGAGAUUAUUGGAUUACUUAUUGGGUCAACUUAGAAGAAAAUGUUUUCCAAAAGCAGUCUUAUAAUAGUUCAAUGAAUACAAAUGUUAUUGUAUCUGAAAAUGAUUCUAUCUUUAGUUGGUUCACAACUCGCAAUGGUUGUAUAAUCGUAUUUUCUGUUAUCACCUUUGCCAUGAUUGUGGCUGCUCUUAUUCGAUCUAUCACAUUUGUUGCUGUUUGUAUGAAGGCAUCAAUGAAUUUACAUAAUAAAAUGUUCAAUUGUAUUACCAGAGCGACCAUGUAUUUUUUCAAUACAAAUUCGUCAGGUCGAAUUCUGAAUCGUUUUUCAAAAGAUAUGGGUGCUAUUGAUGAAUUACUACCAGCUGCAUUAAUAGACUGUAUUCAAAUUGGCUUAACUCUACUUGGUAUUAUUGUGGUUGUUGCUAUUGUUAAUAUUUACUUAAUGAUACCUACAAUCAUUGUGGCUAUUAUAUUUUACAAAUUGAGAGUUUAUUAUUUAUCAACAUCCAGAAGUGUUAAAAGAUUAGAAGGAGUCACUAGAAGUCCAGUGUUUGCUCAUUUAAACGCUACACUUCAAGGAUUAACAACCAUCCGUGCAUUUGGAGCUGAACAAAUAUUAUCAAAGGAAUUUGACAAUCACCAAGACUUACAUUCUUCAGCUUGGUUUUUAUUUAUUACAUCAAGUAGAGCUUUUGGAUUUUGGUUGGACGUGGUUUGUCUUUUUUAUAUAAGUAUUGUAACAUUCAGUUUCUUAACUUUUGCAAGCCAUAUUUAUGGAGGUAAUGUUGGUCUUGCUAUAACGCAAGCUAUUGGAUUAACAGGUAUGUUUCAGUGGGGUAUGAGGCAAUCUGCAGAAUUAGAAAAUCAAAUGACAUCGGUUGAAAGAGUACUUGAAUAUACAAAUGCUCCACAAGAAUCUGCAUUAGAAUCAACUCCAGAUAAAAAACCACCUAAGGAUUGGCCAGCAAAAGGAAGAGUAACUUUUAAAAAAUUGUAUCUUCGUUAUGGUCCAGAUACUCAACAUGUUCUUAAAGAUCUCAACAUUAAUAUUGAACCCUCAGAAAAAGUCGGAAUUGUUGGAAGAACUGGUGCUGGUAAAUCAUCAUUAAUUGGAGCAUUGUUCAGAUUAGCAAUUAAUGAAGGAUAUAUUAUUAUUGACAAUAUAGACAUACAUAGUUUAGGGUUACAUGAAUUACGUUCUAAAAUAUCAAUUAUUCCUCAAGAACCAGUUUUAUUUUCUGGUACAAUGAGGAAAAAUUUGGAUCCAUUUGAUGAAUUUUCUGAUCAUGCUCUUUGGGAAGCAUUAGAAGAAGUUGAACUCAAAGAUCCUGUUGAAGAUUUACCUGGAGGUUUAAAUGCUAAAAUGUCUGAAGGAGGUUCUAAUUUUAGUGUUGGACAGAGACAACUUGUUUGUCUGGCUAGAGCCAUUAUUAGAAAUAAUAAGAUUUUGGUAUUAGAUGAAGCUACUGCUAAUGUUGAUCCGCAAACUGAUGCAUUAAUUCAAAAUACUAUUAGAACUAAAUUUUCAAAUUGCACUGUUUUGACAAUUGCUCACCGUUUAAAUACUGUGAUGGAUUCAGACAAGAUACUAGUUAUGGAUGCUGGUAAUAUGGUUGAGUUUGAUUAUCCCCAUAUUCUUUUACAAAACAAACAUGGUUUUCUUUUUAAAAUGGUUGAAGAAACUGGACCUAGUACUGCUGAGUUGUUGUGUAAUAUUGCUGAGGAGAGCUACAAAAAGAAACUUGCUACUAGAGAAUCUCCUAUCAAACUAAUUGAUGAAGAUACUGAAGAAAAUACAAAAAAAGACAAAUAAAUAUUUAAUUCCUAUGUGUAAAUAAAGUGAUAUUCACUUAGUGCUUUUAUUUAUAGUUGAUAAAUUAUAAAAUUCUGUGUAGAAUCAUAAAUUCCAAAAACUUUUUUAUCCAAUAACCAAUUUUUUCUACUGAAAAAAUUGAAAUUCAUAUGAUUUAUAAAUCAAAUAUGUACUUAUAUAGUCAAGUAAAUAGAACUUAUGUUUACUAUUUGUGUGCCUUAUUAUACUGUAGCUAUUAAUUAUGUUUGUUUAAAGUAUUUUGUAUACAAUAAAGAUAAAAAUAGUUAUUUAAUUUUAA
Daktulosphaira vitifoliae (grape phylloxera) is the source of this 4797-nucleotide messenger RNA. RefSeq names its product probable multidrug resistance-associated protein lethal(2)03659. The record is from RefSeq and is a predicted model, not a curated record. Gene Ontology annotation, biological process: transmembrane transport. Gene Ontology annotation, molecular function: ABC-type transporter activity; ATP binding; ATP hydrolysis activity. NCBI's taxonomy places the organism in Eukaryota, Metazoa, Arthropoda, Insecta, Hemiptera, Phylloxeridae. The transcript has 26 exons. The coding region runs from base 411 to 4499 and encodes 1362 amino acids. Gene Ontology annotation, cellular component: membrane.